Messenger RNA from Trichosurus vulpecula (common brushtail), 6433 nucleotides. RefSeq names its product adaptor protein, phosphotyrosine interacting with PH domain and leucine zipper 1 (gene APPL1). Lineage: Eukaryota; Metazoa; Chordata; Mammalia; Diprotodontia; Phalangeridae. Bases 193 to 2322 code for a protein of 709 amino acids. Gene Ontology annotation, cellular component: cytoplasm; endosome membrane. Gene Ontology annotation, biological process: signaling. Gene Ontology annotation, molecular function: identical protein binding. The transcript is spliced from 22 exons. The record is from RefSeq and is a predicted model, not a curated record.
GGCGGCGUCCGCGGCUGAGGAGGCGGAGGCAGCGGCAGCGGACGGGCGGGCGGGGCCGGAUCCGGUUCGGUCGGUGGCGCGCCAGCGAGGGCGGCGGGCGCUCGGGCAGCAGCUGUCGCCGUCACCGUCGCAGCCACCUUCUCCUCCGCUCGGUCCAGACCCGACCCGGGGCCGGGCCGCCCGUCAGCCGCCAUGCCGGGCAUCGACAAGCUGCCCAUCGAGGAGACUCUGGAGGACAGCCCGCAGACACGGUCCCUGCUGGGUGUAUUUGAAGAGGAUGCUGCAGCUAUUUCCAAUUACAUGAAUCAGUUAUAUCAAGCCAUGCGUCGAAUUUAUGAUGCACAGAAUGAAUUAAGCGCAGCAACACACCUGACAUCAAAACUUCUGAAAGAAUAUGAGAAACAGCGUUUUCCACUAGGGGGCGAUGAUGAAGUAAUGAGCUCUACUUUGCAGCAGUUUUCAAAAGUGAUUGACGAGCUAAGUUCCUGUCAUGCAGUACUUUCAACUCAGCUUGCCGAUGCUAUGAUGUUUCCUAUUUCCCAGUUCAAAGAAAGGGAUCUAAAAGAGAUAUUAACAUUAAAGGAAGUGUUUCAGAUUGCCAGCAAUGAUCAUGACGCUGCAAUUAAUAGAUAUAGUCGACUGUCCAAAAAAAGAGAAAAUGACAAGGUGAAGUACGAAGUUACUGAAGAUGUAUACACUUCUAGAAAAAAACAGCACCAGACGAUGAUGCACUAUUUCUGCGCGUUGAAUACUCUUCAGUAUAAGAAGAAAAUAGCGAUGCUGGAGCCCCUGCUUGGGUACAUGCAAGCUCAGAUAAGUUUUUUUAAGAUGGGUUCUGAAAAUCUCAAUGAACAGCUAGAAGAAUUUUUAGCAAAUAUUGGAACAAGUGUACAGAAUGUUCGCAGGGAAAUGGACUGUGAAGUAGAAACCAUGCAGCAGACAAUAGAGGAUUUGGAAGCAGCCAGUGACCCACUGUAUUUGCCUGACCCUGACAUCACCAAGUUUCCUGUUCAUCGGAACCUAACCCGCAAGGCAGGAUAUCUCAAUGCUAGGAAUAAGACUGGCCUCGUGUCCUCUACCUGGGAUAGACAAUUUUACUUUACUCAAGGUGGAAACCUGAUGAAUCAGGCCCGGGGAGACGUGGCAGGAGGCCUCGCCAUGGACAUAGACAACUGCUCUGUGAUGGCCGUCGACUGUGAAGAUAGACGAUACUGUUUCCAGAUCACAUCCUUUGAUGGCAAAAAGUCUUCAAUUUUGCAAGCAGAAAGUAAAAAAGACUAUGAAGAGUGGAUUUGUACGAUAAACAAUAUCUCCAAGCAGAUAUAUUUAAGUGAAAAUCCAGAGGAAAUUGCUGCAAGAGUAAAUCAGUCUGCUCUAGAAGCAGUCACCCCAUCACCGUCUUUCCAGCAGAGACAUGAGAGCUUGCGGCCAAACCCACAAACUCGACCACCCACAGCUCGAACUAGUAGUUCAGGGUCUCUCGGAUCUGAGUCAACAACUUUGGCAACCCUUUCCCUGGAUUCGCUCGUUGCCCCAGACACUCCUAUACAGUUUGAUAUAAUUUCUCCUGUUAGUGAAGAUCAGCCUGGCCAGGCUAAAAAUUCUGGGCAGGGAGGCAAACGUACCAAUCCAUUUGGAGAAUCUGGAGGAAGACCAAAGCCUGAAACUGAAGAUUCCAUCCUUCAUCAGUUGUUUAUUGUCAGAUUCCUUGGCUCUAUGGAGGUAAAAUCAGAUGAUAGCCCAGAUGUCGUUUAUGAAACAAUGCGCCAAAUCUUGGCAGCCCGGGCAAUCCAUAACAUUUUCCGGAUGACAGAAUCACACUUAUUAGUUACUUGUGACUGUUUAAAGUUAAUUGAUCCACAAACUCAAGUUACAAGGCUGAGAUUCCCCUUGCCCAAUGUGGUCCUGUAUGCUACGCAUCAGGAAAGUAAACGUCUCUUUGGAUUUGUGCUUCGAACAUCAGGAGGCAGAGUCGAGAGUCAUCCAACUUCAGUCUGCUACAUAUUUGAAUCAAACAAUGAAGGAGAAAAGAUUUGUGAUUCUGUUGGACUUGCAAAACAGAUCGCUUUGCAUUCUGAAUUGGAUCGCAGAGCAUCAGAGAAACAAAAAGAAAUAGAGAGAGUAAAAGAGAAACAACAGAAGGAACUGAAUAAGCAGAAACAAAUCGAAAAGGAUUUAGAAGAACAAAGUCGAUUAAUAGCUGCCUCCAGCAGACCAAACCAGACAAGUGGAGAAGGACAGUUUGUGGUCCUUAGUAGUAGCCAGUCUGAAGAGAGUGAUUUGGGAGAAGAUGGAAAGAAGAAGAAGGAGUCAGAAGCAUGAGGUUGUCCUUUUGUUUGGUGGUUUUUUUCCACCAUCAGAAUCUAUUAACAGUUUCUGAGAUGAAACAGCACAAGUUAAACAACAUUAAGAGGCAUCAAGGUGGAUACUGCAGACUUUUUUCUAGAAGACUGAACUUGCCAACCAAGUUUUACUUUGAUUUUUUUCCUCUUAAAAUUGUCUUACAAUUACUGUAAUAACAAUAACUUAACACCUAAUUCCACGUGUUUAAAAAAAAAAUCUGUUGGUUUACUGAAGUAGGUUGCUGCAGAAUUAUACUGAAUUGAGAUUUUUUUCUCAGUUUCAAACUUUUUAUCUUGGCUUUGCAACUGGGUACAACUAAAAGGAAUUGUUUAUCCUUGGGCUUCAGCUAUACAGGGUGGGUGUUAUUUCUGUCUGCUGGAAGCAGGAAUAAGCUUUAUAGUGAACAGGUUCAAAAAUCAUUUGCAUUUUGCAAAGAAUCUCUCAUCCUUGUGAGACUAAUAUUAACAACAGUGAAUGUGCAAUACACCCUGGAACAGUCCUGGGACACAGGUUUUACGUGUGUGGUUUUAGAGUUUUCAGGGAGGUACCAUUUAAUCUCAGAAUGCAUCAUUGGCAUGACUUCGUGGGAUGUAAUUACAUCUCGGUGUAUGUGGAAAUAGAAACAAAGGUUUCUCCAUGUCAAGAUGAACCUCUCGGUUGGCAUGUGAGCAUCACAUUCUCAUUCUCAGGGUGGGACUGAAACACUGCCGCUGAGUAGUAGUGGUGAUAGAAGGUUUGGGGGUUGUGGAAGGACAUCUGUUUGUUCAGAUACAUUUUAAAUAGUGGAUUUGGACAGGGCGAACUGGCCUUUGGGAUCUGUUUUACUCAGUCUUGAAUUCUAUUUUUUAUAUAAUACAAAAUCAUAAUGUUCAUUACAGUUGAGUGACAUUGCAACAAAAGUUCUUCUGCAAUUAUGUUUACUGAUUAAGCAGAAAUCCUUAAUAUUGGGGGAUUUGUGCUCACUUGGAAUAGAUUUCGACUGACAUUCUCCAGAUCUUCACCACUAAAUAACCCUCAGCUUUUUGCUGUGUAUGAUACUGAAUCAUCCAUAGUGGCAAACAACUAAUUUAUAAAAAUGUCAUAUUUGCACUAAUUAUUGUAAAUAAUACUGUUCUAAUGAGUGGAAGACACAUGCAUAGGAUUCAAAAACAUCUUGUAAUGUCUGGUAUGUUAUAGAAAAAUUGAAAAAAGAAAACGGUUUUGGCUCUGAGCCAUAGUUAUAAAUGAUGACAAUUUUCUACAGGCCUCUUCCAUGUCAGAUGUUUAUUUUUUACAAUUAUUAAUGUUUCUGACAAAUAGUGCUUCUCCUCAGCACUUAAUUUCACACGAAAAUAUAGUUUCAGCAAAUUAAAUGUGCUAAAAAUAUUUUAGUCAGUUUGUGAAUUUGGUCAAAAGUUAGUUUCCAAUAGCAAUCUGGAAUUUCACAAGGGAAAACUCUGUUCUUUAAAAUGCAGCUUGUUUCCUCAAAAGUCAACUAAAGUGGUUCACUUUUGGCUUUUACUCAGUGUGUGGGUUACUGCUUUCAGUGGUCACUAGAGCAGGCGAUAUCAUAUCCUUAAUUAGGCCUUUCUUUUAUCUGUCUGUGUGCCAAGUGGAAAUUUUGGCUUAUUUAAUGCUUACUGGCAGCAUUAUGUUACCAAGACAUUUAGUUUAAAAAAAAACAUCUAAAGCUGGUCCAUAUGAUUGAAUUUAUUUGAGGAUAUGAUACAGCUUACUGUUUAUAUAGAGAAUGGUAUAAAUGUCAACAUGAACUGAUUCCUCCCCUUGGAAAGUUGUUCUUUGAUCAGUAGUCAUCCAUGUAAAACCUUGCUCUUAAGUUGUUGUUAUUGAUAAAUGGUGCAUAUUCUGCUUAAAUCCUUCAUUUACACCAUAGAUUGUGUCCAUUUACUCUUAUUUCAAGCGCAGUCGCUGUAACCUUUAGGGAAGUUCUUGGAAAACAAGAAACAAAGGGACAUUUAGCAAGAAGGGAAAGUUCUAUAUAAGCUGGUAAAAAUAAUCCCUUAAUACAAUAUGACUUUGGUUUGCGGAGAGCAUAGUGAGGAAGGUAGGCCAUCUCCCUGUUUGUCUGGAGUCCCUGAGGUAUGGCCUCUCUGUUGUUCUGAAGUAUUGUCAAUUUCAUGAUAUCAAACCCAUACCCAACUGUACAUUAAAAACCUCUAAAGCUGAAUAAAAAUUAUUUUUAAUUAGUUGCUAUCCUGGAUGAUUCCAGCCUCUGCUCUACUGUAGGCAGCUGAGAUUUGACUCUAUAUGUUUGUUUCUGAUUGUUCUAAAGGGGCUUCAUCUCUACCAGUUUUCUUCUCCUUGACUAGUCCAGAGCCGCCUUUCUUCUUGCCUAGAUUACUGUAAUAACCUGCUAAGUGAUUCUUUUUUGUCUCCCCUCAGUCCCCUCUUCAGUCUGUCAUUCAUACUGUGAUCCUAGAAAUCGUAAUUCACCAAGCUGAUUGUUUUACUCUUCUAGCCCCAACACUCCCCAUUGACACCUGAAUCAAGUAUAGACUGCUGGUCUUGGCAUUCGAGGCAGUCUGGUUUCAACUUACCUUUCCAGCCUUAUUAUGUACUAUUCCCUUAUUCUAUAUUCUCGUCAAAGUAGACUAUUCUCUAUCUCUUGGCCUCACCCUGUCAGCUCCCACCCACUGCCCCCAACCAGUCUGUAUCCUGAAGUCCUUUCUGUUCUGGUAAAGCCAAAUUCCAGCCCCACCUUCUCCAUGAAUUGCUCCCUGGCCCCUCUCUGUUCAUAUUGCUCCUGGCACUUUACCUGCCCCCCUCCCUCACAGUCACCAGAUUCUCUCUAUCUUAUGUCUGUGUCUUCCCUUCUCACACCACACCCUUCACAUUACAUUACAGGCUCCUUGAGGGAGGGGCUUUAGCAGAUCUUUCUGCGGUCAGCACCAGAGGUGCCUUGCAUAGAGUAGCUGCUUAAUAUGUAUUUAAUUGAAUCCUGGUGAUAAUAGGAUUAGGACUUAUGGUAUUUUCCCCCAGAUUACUGUUCUUAAUGAGUAAAGAUACAAGCAGGACCAAUCCACGUCCUGAAGAAAUACAUAAAAUAUUUAAGCAGAAAAUGUCUAAGGCCCUAGCCCCCCUACAUAUAAACACCUACCUUUUUACCCAAAGUAAAAAAAAGUUAGAAGCCAACUGUUCCAUUGUCCUUUCUCCUGUUGUCAAAUACUAAAAUCGGACGCUUGUUGGCAUCUUUAAAACUGUACCUGAAGUGAGAGUUAUGCCACACUAGAAUGCCUCCACUUCACGGAUUUUUAUAAUAGAACCAUAAAACUGAACUAAUUUUUUAAAAACCAAUUUUGACCUAAUUUAAAAAGAUAAUAGAUGAUUGAUUGAGAAAUGAACAUAAUGCUAAUAUGAGAAUUCUCAUUUAACAAAGAAAUCAACCAUUCUACAAAUUUUGGGGCCAGACCCAGGAAAUUCAGGUAUCUUAUAGGAAGUUUUCUUUUAAUUCUAAACAUCUGAAGCAUCCAUUGGUUCACAAGGCAUUGGGUCAUAUCAUUGGUUUUGGUUUUGUUCUUGUUUCGUUUAAUAGCUCAGGUUCAGAUCUGCUCCAUUUCAGGUGCCCAAAGGAGCCCCUGUUAUUGAGAGCAUUUCAUUCCAGUUGAAGAAAUGGUGGCUCACUUUUCAUCUAUGAGAUUUAAUUCCCAUGGAAUUAAAGGCUCAAUUAUUAAGAAACAUCUGUGGGGAAAUCAGAAUUUUGUUGCAUUUUUAAGCCAUCAUUCACGAUUGUCUAAGAUAAUUUACUAUGUAUGUGAAGAGCUAACAUGAGAACAAGUCCAUGUACAAACCAAGUUCAUGUACAAAAAUGACUACUUUUGUAGUAUGUUGGGGUGAUUUUGUAAUGUGACAUGGGCAAAUUUUUGUAAUGCUAGAUUGAUUCUUUUAUUGGUGUGAUUUUCAGCAGUUUUCAAUAAUUAAAAAAUCAUGCAAAAUUUCCCUUUAGAAUUGGGAUUGUAUAUAAGACAGUGGUGACAUUGGGAUUUUUUUCAAUAUUGUAAAAAUGGACAUAGAAUAUUGCUGACAGGACUGAAUGGUAAUAUGCCAUUUGAAUUUUAAAAGUAUAAUAAAAUACAUGUUUUAUAUAUAAUAA